AUGUCUAGUAAUCCAGUAUCUAGUGCGUCGGAGGAUAAUGCAGCAGAAAAUAAAGUAAUUAAGACCUUAGAGGAGGACGACGAGUUCGAAGAUUUCCCGGAGGAUUCUAAAUGGAGUAGUGAGCCAAACCAAGCAGCUCCGUCAAACUUGUGGGAAGAAGAUUGGGACGAUGAUGAUAACCAAGAUGAAUUUUCACAGCAACUACGUGAAGAGCUAAAGAAAGCACAGAAGAGUUCUUGA
This is a messenger RNA of Priceomyces carsonii, 240 nucleotides long. RefSeq names its product proteasome regulatory particle lid subunit. Bases 1 to 240 code for a protein of 79 amino acids. The transcript has a single exon. Gene Ontology annotation, biological process: mRNA export from nucleus; proteasome assembly; double-strand break repair via homologous recombination. Lineage: Eukaryota; Fungi; Ascomycota; Pichiomycetes; Serinales; Debaryomycetaceae. Gene Ontology annotation, cellular component: proteasome complex; proteasome regulatory particle, lid subcomplex. The record is from RefSeq and is a predicted model, not a curated record.